Messenger RNA from Acipenser ruthenus (sterlet), 1620 nucleotides. RefSeq names its product immunoglobulin superfamily member 1-like. The record is from RefSeq and is a predicted model, not a curated record. Gene Ontology annotation, biological process: cell surface receptor signaling pathway. The transcript is spliced from 9 exons. NCBI's taxonomy places the organism in Eukaryota, Metazoa, Chordata, Actinopteri, Acipenseriformes, Acipenseridae. Bases 169 to 1536 code for a protein of 455 amino acids. Gene Ontology annotation, molecular function: transmembrane signaling receptor activity.
CUGUUCACUUGAUUGUAUCAGAAAUACAUGUGGAACAGAAACACUAGUUCAGUAUUAUUUCCCCAUAUCUAUUUAGGGAACUGUUGUAAUUCCAUUACUGUGAUAUUUCGUUCUGUUACAAACAGAUGACAUUCAUACUGUAAGUAAAGUUAUUGGACAGCUUUCAAAAUGAUUUGGGAUAUUAAUUUAAUAAUUCUGUUUUUUGCAGUUGGAGACGUUCUGCUGAUUUCGACAGAACAACUCCAUACAGCGAUACUUCAAAUUACGAAACCAUCUGUAGUGGAAGGGGAGACCGUUGAGUUCAGAUGUGUGAUAACAGCUGCGCAUGGAGAACAACCAAACAAGGAGAGGAAUUGGUUCCAUUUAUAUAAAAACAGAGAGAAGGUCAGCUCACUGCCAGAUCGAGGAAUAGCAGCUGUCACAUUUAUAAAAGAAGACAUCAGAAAGAAUGGCACUGGAAACUAUACCUGCAUGUAUGGAAAUCAGAAUCCAGGAGAUGUGAAAAACAUCAGCCAUGGUCCUCCGAUUUACCUGAAUGUACAAGAGUCACAGCAUUCACUCGUGCUGCAGCUAGACAAAGAGUGUGCAAUGGAAGGAAUGGACAUAUCAUUUAAAUGUAUGAUACCAGUUGAACUCAGAGAUGCAAUACAGAAAGAUGGGUUUUUCCAUCUAUAUAAAAAUGGAAGCAUUGUCGACUCACAACCCGUUCACAAAAGCUUACCAGCUGUCACGUUUUCCAUUAAAAAAGUGAAUAGGAGUGAUACUGGAAACUACACCUGUGUGUAUGGAAAAGAGACGAUUGUAAACUCAGCAAACAACAAACGCAGUCGCCCAGUCUACCUUGAUGUGACAGAGUCACAGUAUUCAGUCAUGCUUCAGCUAGACAAACAGAGUGCAAUGGAAGGAACGGACAUAUCGUUUAAAUGCAUGAUACCAAAUGAACGCAGAGAUGCAACAGGAAAAGAGGAUUUUUUCCUUCUAUAUAAAAAUGGAAUUUAUGUCGAUUCACAUCCCGUUCCCAAAAGCUUACGAGCUGUCACAUUUUCCAUUAAAAAAGUGAAUAGGAAUGAUACUGGAAACUACACCUGUGUGUAUGGAAAAGAGACGAUUGUAAACUCAGCAAACAACAAAUGCAGUCACCCAGUCUACCUUGAUGUGACAGAAUGCUUAAGUCCAACCACAACCUGCAAGACCCAACAAAACAAUUCAACAGGAUCUGUUCUAUCUCUGUACCUGGGUGCCGGGGUGGGAUCUGGGAUCCUUGUGCUGCUGCUACUGCUGAUCGGAGGGCUUCUGAAGUGUCAGCAAUCCAAACGAGAUCCUGCUGUCCAGAUUGUACCUGUGUACAGCAGGGUGGUAAGACCCUGUGACAGACCCAGAGGCAAAAUGAAUAAGUCUAACCAGCCUCUAAACCCAGAGGACGACACACUCACCUACUCAGAAAUAAACACUGCUCGUGUCACCAAGAAGAAACCCAGAUCUGCACCUGAUGAAGCCAAUGUAACAUAUUCAACAAUUAAAACUUCCACACACUGAAAACCACUGGGGAAAAAAGGCUUGAAUGUUGUUUUUUAAAAAAAUACCUAAAUAGUCAAUAAAUCUAAAUGGUCUUUCCCUUUU